CAGGGACAAUUCGAAAAGUUUUCAUAUGCCAGAUUGUCAUGGCAGUAAUCUUUCUAAAGUUUUCAAAAGCAGUGGACUCUCAGAUGUUAACUUUUCUUCUCAACGAAAUGUCGAAUUACAGAACAAUGUCCCACGACAUGCAGGUGGAAAUAAACGAACUGAAGUCCAAAGUGGCAACUCUGACGUCACAGAACGACCAUUUGCAAAGAAUGGUAACGUCACUGGAUUCUAAGACUAAGCACCUCGAGCAGCAAUUAAAAAGUGACGUUAGCAAACUAAGUGCAGACCUCCUAGUUGUGGACAAAGCCACGAACAACUCUAUUCUCUUUAUCCAGACGGAACAAAAAGUAUUUGAACAGCGAAUACAGAGAGAACUUGAAAACAUUUCCAGUGAAUUUAAUGUUAAGCUAACAUUUUCAACUCACGAUGUGGUGUUUUCGGCUUAUGGCGCCCCAGGAAAUAUAUUACAGCAUAAAACUGUCAUAUUUUCAAACACCUCUAUCAAUAUUCCGCCGAGUUAUGACAACAACACUGGAAUAUACACUGUCCCGGAAGACGGUAUGUACACACUGCGCAUGACCGAUGGAAUCGUUCCUCAUACAAUCAGCAACACGUCGCCUUUCGUGGUGAACAAUAUCCAUUUGCCGGGCUGCUUUGCAUAUGGAAAGUCCAUACUUUAUGUAUGUCAGAUCUAUGUCCAGCUUCACGCAGGAGAUCAAGUGUGGAUUCAGGAUUCCAACGAUAUUAAUCACACCGACACAUCCACAUUUUCUGUGUGGAAAAUGUAGCUCUGACGUUGAAACACUUGUUAAGACUACU
Molecule: messenger RNA, 819 nt
Organism: Saccostrea echinata
Lineage: Eukaryota; Metazoa; Mollusca; Bivalvia; Ostreida; Ostreidae
Exons: 2
Coding region: 39-788 (249 amino acids)
Molecular function (GO): protein binding
Source: RefSeq, a predicted model, not a curated record